AAUUUGUGGUGAAAUGAGCAUGGUAUAGAACCGAAAUUUAUUCACAUUACUCACAGGAGCAGCAGUCUUGACUGGAGCCAGUGUUCUACUUUUAAGAUUUCUGAAGAAACCCGAUGCGUAUCUCUGCUUUAAAUAUCAAAUAGGAACUCAACUAUUGAUCCUCAAGUCAUUGAUAGGGAAGUCAUCAUCAAAGUCUUGAAGGAGUUGAAGAAGGAGCUUUUCAGUGUAUUUCAAAAUUUUGCAGCUGUCGCCAUUAACAUUAAACAACAAUCCAUGGGCAGAGCCAGACCUGAGGACAUUAAAAUGAUGCUCUUAGAACAACGUAAGACUUCAAUCUCUAAUGUAGCCAUGUUUAGAGGAGAAAUAGAAUAAGUCGAAGAGAUGGUCUAUGGCCAAUUCAGAAUUACCAAGCAGUAAUUUGAGCACUAUUGCUAACAUAUCUAUCGUGAUGACCCUACUAUCAAAGAGCUCUAAAAGCAAAUGAAGGAAUCUUUUGAUAGAUCCUUUACAGGAUAAUCUCCAGAUCCUAAAACUGAUAUCCCAGCCUUUCUUACUGCAGAUACAACUUUUGAAAUCCUAGAGAAGGUCAUGACUGAAAGUGCCUUGAAAUUGAAUGAAAAAUUGCUUGAAUUACAAGAAAGAGGUGAACAAAUCAAUUUCUAAAGUCCCAAAAUGAUGGAAAUCAUGCAAUCACUCAAAAUGGAUAGUUCUAAGUAAAACUAUUACUCAUACUAGAAAGGACAUCCUAGAAUAAUAUGGAUUAAAUAAAUUUGAAGAUCCAGGAAGCAAAAUCUUACAAUAUGCCACCUAAGUCUACAGCCAAUAACAAAAUAGCAGUUUCAAUCUCAAGAUGAAAUAAUUAGAUAUGAAAUAUCAAUAAAUCAUGGAAUAACUCAUCAUGUAAGGUCCCAUGAGCAAUGAAGAGUUGAAACAAAGAAUGGAGUAAGUCCCAUAAUAAGAAUCAUCAUUCCCAUUCUAAGGUGUUCAAGAUGUUCAAGAUCCUAAAAUUCCUCCCAAACAAGAAGAAUAGAAAUAGCAAGAAGAAUAACCCUAACAAGCUCCAUUGGAAAAAGGAAACGAAGGACCCGAAAAUCAAAAUCAAGAAGCUUAACAAGAAUAAAUACAAUAAGUGUAACAACAACAAGAACAACAUGUAAAUCAACCCUAAGACAACCCAGCCCCAGAAUAAUAAUAGGUGUAGGAAGAAAACUAAUAAAGCAGCUGAGUAUUUUUAUUACAAAUAUGAUCAUUAUUAAU
Messenger RNA from Paramecium octaurelia, 1257 nucleotides. Lineage: Eukaryota; Ciliophora; Oligohymenophorea; Peniculida; Parameciidae. The record is from the annotation of a GenBank genome assembly.